AUGUUUCAAAACGAAUUUGUUCUUGGUGAUCCACUUGAAUGGAAAAGAAGUCCAGAGUUCGAGAAUGUACGUGUUGCACAAUCGAAGAAGUUCUUCGGUGAUUUACAGAUUGAAUGGGUUUGUCCGAGGUUUUUUAUCCCCAUUAAGAGUUUUUCAAGGAGUUUCCCUCCGUUACCAAAUUUGAAAUUGCCUAACCCUGAACAAAUUAAGGGUAAAAAAUAUUAUAAAUGGCAUAAUGCAUGGUCACAUUUGACUAACAAUUGCUUGAUUUUCCGCCAUGUAUUGCAGGAUGCCAUUGAAUCAGGACGAAUUACGUUCGAUGAUAAGAAAAAGAUGGCAGUAGACGAGGAUCCUUUCCCACAGUCACUUGAAGUAAACAUGGUGACAUCUGGAUUCAAAAACAAGUUGCCAAAAUUCAAGUUGGUCAUAGAUGAUGGAGAAGAGGAUACUAAAACACAUCCCAGUGUCUUCGAACGAAUCAAGGGGAAAGAACCAAAAAAGGACGAAGACGUCCUGUGUGCAAGA
Messenger RNA from Olea europaea var. sylvestris, 525 nucleotides. RefSeq lists its product as uncharacterized. The transcript has 3 exons. The annotation marks the transcript as partial. The record is from RefSeq and is a predicted model, not a curated record. Lineage: Eukaryota; Viridiplantae; Streptophyta; Magnoliopsida; Lamiales; Oleaceae.